ACGCCGGCAGAAUGAGCUUCUUUGGCGGAAUAGCGAAACAGCGCACUUUCAAGCCCAAAAAGACCAAUGUCCCGGAGGGUACAAAGCAGUACCAACUCAAGAAGUAUGCAGAAGCGACGCUAGGCUCAGGCAACUUGCGUGCUGCCGUCGUCCUGCCCGAAGGUGAAGACCUCAACGAAUGGCUCGCUACGAACACUGUGGAUUUCUUCAACCAGAUCAAUAUGCUUUACGGCACCGUCACCGAAUUCUGCACGCCUCAGCAUUGCCCCUUGAUGACGGCAGGCCCACGCUAUGAGUAUCAGUGGCAGGACGGCGUAAAGUACAAGAAGCCAGAACGUCUCUCUGCGCCGGCUUAUGUCGAUGUAUUGAUGAAUUGGGUUCAAGGUCAACUGGACGAUGAAGCAAUCUUCCCAUCCAAAAUGGGCGUGCCCUUUCCAAAGACGUUCCACCAGACGAUCAAGAGCAUUGUCAGGAGGCUCUUCAGAGUCUACGCGCAUCUCUACAACCAUCACUUUGCACAGAUGUGCGCACUCAGUAUUGAAGCCCACCUGAACACCUCGUAUCGACACUUUCUACUCUUCGUAAACGAGUUCAGCCUGAUCGAUCGCAAAGAACUCGCGCCCCUUGCAGAACUCAAUGAUGGCCUGAUGGCUGACCUUGGUCUGGCGACGGGCACGCAAGCGAUCAAGGAGAACAUCGCUCACUAGCAUCACAUUCCCGCCUUUGUGUAUUCUGCAUCGCUCAACAUGAGCAUGUAUACCUCUGUAAGAUGCAUCCUCAACAUGAGCAUGUAUACCUCUGUAAGAUGCAUUCUCAUGUUGCAC
Mixia osmundae IAM 14324 is the source of this 824-nucleotide messenger RNA. RefSeq lists its product as uncharacterized. Gene Ontology annotation, biological process: positive regulation of protein phosphorylation; cell division; signal transduction. Gene Ontology annotation, molecular function: protein kinase activator activity. Bases 12 to 707 code for a protein of 231 amino acids. NCBI's taxonomy places the organism in Eukaryota, Fungi, Basidiomycota, Mixiomycetes, Mixiales, Mixiaceae. Gene Ontology annotation, cellular component: nucleus; cytoplasm. The transcript has 7 exons. The record is from RefSeq and is a predicted model, not a curated record.